AUGGUGGCCGUUUUUAUCGUCAUUCCUUUAGUUACGCGCCAAAACGCACCCGACACGGCAACAACAGCGAACGCAAUGAAAAUCGUGAAUCACGACUGAGAUGUCAUGGCGAAGACGAAGCAACACUGCGCCAACUGCUGCUCGAGGUCUUACCUUCUUCCUAACGUACUCGAUAUUCUCGGCGGUGCUGGGCAUGCUGCAGUUCGGCUACAAUACCGGUGUGAUAAAUGCGCCCGAGCGGAAUAUCGAGAACUUCAUGAAGGAUGUGUACAAGGAUCGCUAUGGCGAGGACAUUAGUGAGGAGUUCAUACAGCAGCUGUACUCGGUGGCGGUGUCGAUAUUCGCCAUUGGCGGCAUGUUGGGCGGUUUCAGCGGCGGUUGGAUGGCCAAUCGCUUUGGCAGAAAAGGCGGGUUAUUAUUAAAUAAUGUGCUUGGCAUAUCGGGUGCUUGUCUAAUGGGUUUUACCAAAGUUAGUCAUUCCUAUGAAAUGUUAUUCCUCGGCCGAUUUAUUAUUGGUGUUAAUUGCGGUCUUAAUACAUCGUUGGUGCCAAUGUAUAUCUCCGAAAUAGCGCCACUGAACUUACGCGGUGGAUUAGGUACCGUAAAUCAAUUGGCUGUGACAAUAGGUUUACUACUAUCCCAAGUGCUGGGAAUCGAACAAAUUUUAGGAACUAAUGAAGGCUGGCCAGUUUUACUUGGCCUAGCCAUAUGUCCAGCAAUAUUGCAAUUAAUAUUACUGCCGGUGUGCCCGGAAUCGCCCAGAUAUCUGCUCAUCACGAAACAAUGGGAAGAGGAAGCCAGAAGAGCGCUGCGACGACUACGCGCCUCGAGUUCGGUGGAGGAAGACAUCGAGGAGAUGCGCGCUGAAGAGCGCGCUCAACAGUCCGAAAGCCACAUGUCCACCAUGGAACUAAUCUGCUCGCCCACACUGCGGCCGCCAUUGAUAAUCGGCAUUGUGAUGCAGCUGAGUCAACAGUUUAGCGGUAUCAAUGCGGUGCUUUACUACUCAACGUCGUUGUUCAUGAGCUCCGGCCUAACGGAUGAGAGUGCCAAAUUCUCAACGAUAGGCAUUGGCGCAAUAAUGGUGUUGAUGACGCUCAUCGCAAUACCGCUGAUGGAUCGCACUGGUCGUCGAACACUCCAACUAUACGGUUUAGGUGGCAUGUUCAUAUUCUCGAUAUUCAUAACGAUUUCAUUUUUAAUUAAGGAAAUGAUCGAUUGGAUGUCGUAUCUGUCUGUGGUGUCCACGCUUGGAUUUGUCGUAUUCUUCGCGGUUGGGCCCGGCUCCAUACCAUGGAUGAUCACCGCGGAAUUGUUCUCGCAGGGACCACGACCCAGCGCGAUGGCAAUCGCUGUGCUAGUCAAUUGGAUGGCGAACUUUGUUGUCGGCAUUGGUUUCCAAAGUAUGAGGACUGAAUUGGAGAAUUAUACGUUUUUGCCAUUUAGCGUUUUCUUAGCUAUAUUUUGGAUAUUCACCUAUAAGAAGGUUCCUGAGACUAAGAAUAAGACGUUCGAGGAGAUUUGCGCGCUGUUCCGACACGGAAAUGGAAGCGACCACGAUUCCUCAUACAGACAAAGCGAUUCCACAGCCGACAUUGAAAUACAGCAUCGCAAUUCGGGAGACGAGCGCUCGAAAGAGAAAUGGAGUAUGCUAAACUGCACAAAUAGCUUGGAGCCACAAAGUAUGAAUUCUGGCAUCGAACAUGCCGCAUUGAUGGUAUCUGAGGAAAAGACCCAACAUGACUCACGUAUGGGUCCAUAUCCGCUAAGUGAUAGCACAAAUCUCCUGGGUCCGACGACGAGUCUGGCUGGCAGUUCGACGUGUUACACCAACUACGGCACGAACAUUCACACGCCAAUGCCGGUGCGUAAGUGUCACUACGAGUACGCGUACGAUCGCGAUAGUUUUCGGCGGCAUUCGGCGCAUGGCAGGAUGAACGCCUCACCUCCUGAAACUGCCAGUGUACAUUCAACGAAUGCUGAACAACACCAAUACCAACACUUACAACACCAUCAGCAUCAGCAACAGCAACAACAGCCACAACAACAGUCGAAACAUUCACGCCAACAGCAGCAACAGCAACAGACACAGCAGCAUCAUCACGUACAUUGUAGCUAUGAUAAGGAUAUUGUAUGUGACGACACGCAAGCGCACCUGCAGCAAUUGCAACAGCAACAACAACAGCAUGGCGAUCAAUCACAUAUGCACCAGCCGACUCACUGUCACAGCCACAUUGCUUACGCGGAACCGCUUCAACAGUCCUCCUCUACACCGACGCCACAUCGCCACCAGCAGCAACGCAAGCACAGCCACAGUCAUAGUCCACACCAUAGCCGCCAUACGUCGCCGCACAGCCAUCACUCGCAUAGCCAGCACUCGUCACCGCAUCAAUCGCAUCAUCAUAUGCAUGAAUCCGAUUCACUUACGCGCUCCUCACUCACGCAUCCACCACGUCCCUCGGCCAACACACAAUCCUCAUCCUCACAUCAACAUCAUCAUCACAAUCAUCGGCGUCGACGAUCACGCCACAGUUAUCAGCAAUACAACGCGGGUGAAAAUAGGAACGCAGUAGAUGCAGGCGGUAGCGCAAACUCAAGCUUACACGGCGCACACGGUCACAGCCAACAGGGAGAGCAACGCUCCUCUUCGCGACAUCACGGCCACACUCAUAGCAGUAGCUGCACAAAGCGGCAUCGGUCGGCUACCGAUAUUUCGAGCACGUCCCUCAAUACCUGCCAUGAUCCAGCCUGCGUGGAUCGGGAAGUGCAGGAUAUUCUGGUGCGCAAGACUUGUUGCAACUCAUCUCGUACCGAAUUGGCACAAUAUUUCGCGGAGGAUCUUUAUGGCUCAACACGCCGUCCAUCGUCGUGUUGCACUUCUUCGGAUUAUUGCUAUCAAACAGACUCAACUAGUUUGUAUGGUUCACGUUCAUCGCUUAGUCGUAACAAUUCCAUUAAGUCAGCAUCGGUAGCGUUGCGUAAGCGCCGAUUACACCAGCGACAGCCUAGCUAUACCUCAAUAUCAUUGCGCGGCUUAAGUACUGGUCGUAUCAGCAGCCACCCCGGCUCGCUCACUUCUGUUUUUGAUCGUGCCAAGCAAAUGGGUAUCGAUGCCGCUGAUUUGGAAAAACGUGGCAGUGGUGGAAAAAUGGUGGUUUCGCCCUCGAAAGUGACCAUUGAAAGGCAGACUUCAAAGGACGCAUUGAGUAACGAUCUGCCGGGAUAUGCGUGUUCUCCUUCACCGAUUCGCUGGAGCUUCUUAGCAGAUGGUAAAUCGCCCACUGAGCUCGAUCGAUCUGGCGAAGGGGAUAGCAAAGAUCCAUGGGCUUCCGCUGAUGAGCAAACGCGUGAGCCAAAACAACCCAAAUGCGAACAUCGUAGCGAUCAUCGUUCUUACACUAUGCAACACACUAGUCGAAAGUACUCACAUGACGAUCGCCCAAGCACGUCAGCAGCAGCGGCACGAAAAUGUCGCGAGAGCCCUUUUAACUGUGAUUUUGAGGAGUCUUCAACGACGGUGCUUUUCCAUCAGGAGGCUGACUCCUUUAACAAUUGUUGCAACAACUACAUCCAAUGUAAUACCUACCUCGAUCAGGAUCUGCAAAUCACCAGUGAGGACAUACACCAAUACCUCUCCAAAGGCAACCAGCAAUCCAGUGACGUGCUAAACAACUCGAAAAAUUAUCCAUUCCAGCCGAGCAAUGCCUUGGAGUUUCAAUAUAAAAACAACUUCGCCAAUAACAAUACCGGUGCCGCCUCAUCAGAAGGUGGUGACAGUGUUCGCGGGUUCGAAGUGUGUUUCCGACGUAAUUCCAGCAAGGAGACAAACCUAAAUCAGAACUCCGCUGCUGGUGGCGCCAGUGUUGCGAGUCAAGAUGCAGAACGGCCCGAAUGUGCAGCCUCCUCAUACAGCAGCACACCGCUUUCGCCCACCAACAUCAACCUCUCGUCCAGCACCAACAACAUUAAUAUCGUUUUCGGAAACUACACUGAACGCAACGCCAAUGAAGUAAAAUUUAUCAAUACGACACGUGGCGGUGAUGGAGUCGCGGUCUCAACUGAAGCUCAUCAUAGCGGCUACUUACCAUACACCUACCCAAGCUACGACUACACAAACAUGUCAGCGAACUCACUUUUCGACAAGCCAUUGGGCAUUGGCGAACUACCCAAAGACUUCACACGCACUGCUGGCAGUGCUGCAGAAGUGGAGGACGGAGCAGUCGGAGGUUGCAUUGGCACUUCAUGCGGCUCGCCAACUGUCACUGCCACAAGCGAAGAGCAGCACUCCUCUUUACUACAAUCACCCGUGCUCACAGGUGUCUCAUUCGAGUCGUUUGAUGCUGCAUCCGAUCAUAACUUGAUCUCCUGCCGUGGAAGCUGUCAAUUUUCGCCCACACCACUUUCACCAUUAUCGCCUGCUUCGCCAGCGUCCUCAGUAUGUCUGUCGGCCUCCAUAAAUCCUGCAGCGGCGUCAUAUGUAAACACACACCACCCACACUUCCACUAUCAGCCGCAUGAAGACGAUCGACAGCACUCACCCAACCGUGCACGCCGCCAUUAUCACCAUCACGCUCAAUAUCAUCACCAUCAUUUCACCGAAAGCUUUAAAAUCAGUAAUGCACUAAAAAAGGUGCGCAAGCGUGCACGCAAAUACACCGAUUUCCUACGCAAAAAGUGAACAAGUGAUCGAACGAUUCGGCCAUCGGUGUCACCGAAGUGAUGAUAAUCACGAACGAACGGGCAUCGAUCGGAUCGUUUGAUAGAAGUGAACAGCAAACGCAAUUUUUUAUGUGUAUACGUCUCUUUUGUGUAGAUUCUCCAUACUUCGGCAGAAGAUACGUGGUGGUGGCACUCAACCGACGCGCCUUUAGUUUGGACGAAGCUGGCAAUUGAAGCAGCGAAAAACAGCGCAAGAAUGACGAAGCUUUUCACAGUGUUUGGCAUUGGAUGGUGUACUUGUGUGUGUAUAUAGGAUAUUUAGUGAAAAGUGCGAGAGAGUAGACAACGACUACAAGCGCGUCCAGCGGCCAAAUCCUAAACACAACUACAACAGAAGAAAUACAUAUGCACGAGUGUAUUAGUAAGAGACAAGCUAUUCAUUCAUCCAUCGCAUGUAUUCACAUAAUUACGUAUA
Molecule: messenger RNA, 5134 nt
Organism: Anastrepha obliqua
Lineage: Eukaryota; Metazoa; Arthropoda; Insecta; Diptera; Tephritidae
Gene: Glut1
Product: glucose transporter type 1
Exons: 12
Coding region: 101-4678 (1525 amino acids)
Biological process (GO): monosaccharide transmembrane transport
Cellular component (GO): membrane
Molecular function (GO): hexose transmembrane transporter activity
Source: RefSeq, a predicted model, not a curated record